Messenger RNA from Hipposideros armiger (great roundleaf bat), 526 nucleotides. RefSeq names its product BRMS1 like transcriptional repressor (gene BRMS1L). The coding region runs from base 188 to 475 and encodes 95 amino acids. The record is from RefSeq and is a predicted model, not a curated record. The transcript has 3 exons. NCBI's taxonomy places the organism in Eukaryota, Metazoa, Chordata, Mammalia, Chiroptera, Hipposideridae.
AAUGGCAGAGCUCCCAGGGCAGAGCCUGAGGGUUAGGUUGUGAGGCUCCUGCCGGAGGCGGGGAGGAGCCGAGAGGUUCAGAACGAGCUCGGCCGCUGGGUGGGUCGGGGCGUUCCGCGCGCCCUUCAUUGAAGCGGCGGCGGCUGGGCUGGGCGCCGGCAGUGGGAAGCGACGGCGCGGCUGGAAAAUGCCAGUCCAUUCCCGAGGAGAUAAGAAGGAGACGAACCAUCACGAUGAGAUGGAGGUGGACUACGCCGAAAAUGAGGGGAGCAGCUCCGAGGACGAGGACACGGAGAGCUCGUCGGUCUCCGAGGAUGGAGAUAGCUCAGAAAUGGAUGAUGAAGACUGUGAAAGAAGAAGAAUGGAAUGUUUAGAUGAAAUGUCCAAUCUUGAAAAACAGUUUACCGAUCUCAAGGAUCAAGUGAAAAGCUUUUGUUAUAUGAUACCGUCCAGAGUGAACUGGAGGAAAAGAUAAGAAGGCUUGAGGAGGACAGGCACAGCAUCGAUAUUACCUCAGGUAAUGGGA